Molecule: messenger RNA, 1803 nt
Organism: Capsella rubella
Lineage: Eukaryota; Viridiplantae; Streptophyta; Magnoliopsida; Brassicales; Brassicaceae
Product: cingulin
Exons: 9
Coding region: 166-1359 (397 amino acids)
Source: RefSeq, a predicted model, not a curated record
CUACAGCUCAUAUGGGACUCCCUCAUUUCUUAUCCGACCCGACCCGGAUCUUUCUCUUGUCAAAAUAAAGCAGAGACCAAAAAAAAGAAAGAAAAAAACUCUAAUCAUCUGUAUUAAGCUCCGUUGCUCUUGCUCCGAUCAAGUGGUCACGGCGAAGUCUCUUUAAUGUCGAGUAAGUGGGGAAGUAGCUCGAGAGAUAGCUCAGCAAGUAGUUCAAGAAGCGAUGUUGAAAACUCUUUUUAUGCUGAGGAACUCUUGCAGAUUGGAACAAGAUGUAGGGAGCUACGUAGAGAAAAGGAGAUGCUGAGAGAUUCACAGUCAGAGAGUGUUGAACUCGUCAGAAGGUUGGAACUGAAUGCGAAUUCGUUGUCAGAGUCUCGUUUAGAAGAUAAGAGAAGAAUUCAGAUGAUGGAGAAAGAAUUGUUGAAUUGCUACCAGGAGAUUGAUUACUUGCGGGAUCAAGUAAAUCUCAGAGGUACAGAAGUGAGCUACCUGAGUGAAUGUGUGCUCGGUCUUGAAGUCAAAGUAACUGAAUCAGGGAAAUGGGAGGAAGAAGUUAACUAUUUGAGGGAGGAUUUGUGUACGUCGAAAUCUGAGCAACUAUUCUUGUUGCAAGAACUGGAGACCACAGAAACUGAGCUACAGUUGUCUUUGUUUUCUGUUGAGAAGAUGGAGGAGUCUAUCUCAUCCUUAACAUUAGAGUCUCAGUGUGAAAUAGAAAGCAUGAGACUUGAUAUAGUAGCCUUGGAGCAGGCACUCUUUGAUACUAAGAAAGUUCAAGGAGAAAGCAACCAAGAAAGGGAUAAAUUAAGAGAGAUAGUCAAGGAACUACGGUUGAAGUCUCGAGAGGCACAAGAGAAUGCUGAGUGCUUAGAGAAGCAAAACAAAGAGCUGAGGGAGAGAUGUGUAGCCUCUAAAAGGCAUUUAGAAGAAUUUUGUCAAAGGUUUAGAAAGCGAUUGGAAAGUGAUAGUGAAAUGCCUGUAAAUGCAGAGUAUUUCUUUGCUGAAUUGAACCACAUGCUUCCAUUACCUGAUGAAUCUCGAGAAUGUUUCCAUGAGAUCAUCAAGAAAUUAGAGUUAUUCCAGGAUGCAAAACUGAGAGAUAAAAUAAAGGAUAUGGCUAAACAGAUAUGUGGAUUCGAAGAUCUUGUAAGGGAGCUCAAGGAUGAGUUGAAAGAAGAGAAACUAAAGGGCAAGGAAGAAGCAGAGGACUUAACGCAAGAAAUGGCUGAAUUGAGAUAUAAAAUGACUUGUUUAUUGGAGGAAGAAUGCAAGCGGCGUGCAUGCAUCGAACAAGCAUCAUUACAAAGAAUAGCCAAAUUAGAGGCACAGAUCAAGAGAGAGAAGAACAAGUCUUGAACUUGCUUAGUACCUCUUUCUGCCGUAUAAAACAUCUAAGGUUCGAGUUAAACUUGGAAUCACAGGUAAUGCCAGAGAAGCCUUAAGCCAUAAGAAGAGUGAAACCGCUUCUUCAUGAGGCAUAUCUGUGUGUAAUUAAGGCUUGAGCAGCAUAUCAGAGAAAUUGAGAUGAAUCUCUAGAGAAUGUCGAAACUGUGGAACUGGUGAAAGCCAAUGGUCGUCGUUGACCAAAUAAGCUUCUAACUGUUGGACUCUAUUUGAUGGGCCUAUGAUGAGCGGAGUUCAAGAGGGCCGACUUGAUUUAAUGGCCCAUUAUUCACGCUUUAUUCUUCUUUUCAUAUUUUUCUUGUGAAACAAAAAUCUUGAAGAAUUGUAUGAAUGUCAUGUGUAUAUUGCAAAGUCUUGUAAAAUCUUUAAUGAUGAUGCAAAGGGAUUAAAAUGAAA